This is a messenger RNA of Oncorhynchus gorbuscha (pink salmon), 4086 nucleotides long. Its product is annotated as RNA-binding protein 4.1-like. Gene Ontology annotation, molecular function: mRNA binding; zinc ion binding. The transcript is spliced from 4 exons. Bases 2035 to 3273 code for a protein of 412 amino acids. The record is from RefSeq and is a predicted model, not a curated record. Gene Ontology annotation, biological process: mRNA splicing, via spliceosome. Gene Ontology annotation, cellular component: nuclear speck; cytosol. NCBI's taxonomy places the organism in Eukaryota, Metazoa, Chordata, Actinopteri, Salmoniformes, Salmonidae.
UGUGUAUGAAAUGCCGGACUUUUCCUUUGCUACCAUUCCUCCUCCCAGCUGCAUGGUUCCAUCGAGCUGUGCCACAAACAAACCUUUCGCGACUCGGAAUGUGGUGACGCGAGAGUGACGCGGACGGAAAUUGGCGUGUGCAUCUUCCUGGCACCGGUGCCAGCAGACUCAACUAACCAAUCAGUCCACACCACAUUCUUUUAUUUUAGUUGUCAGUUACAGAGCCUGUUUGCUAUAGUAAACCACCAGUGUGGCAUUUCUACAGUUUGAUGUUAAUACUAGCUUAAUUAUACCGGCUUUCAAAUCGCUUUGUUAGUUUGUGUGGGUUAUGUUUUUUUGUGGGGGAUUUUAAAUGUGUUUUUUCCUCUCCCCCUUGUGACUUAAUAUCGUCAAAGCAAAUUGGCCUCUGAAUUUGCCACAUUUUUUAUUUGUCGGAUUGAGGUGACCGUAGUUUAGAGAAAUAUUUAUCCUUUUUGAGAAAUAUCUCGUUUUCAUUUAAUUGGUUUGUUCAACUAUUAAUUUAACUUCAUUCCAUGUAUAGCUCAGUAGUCAUUUACAAAUGUUUUCCUUAUUUAACCCCCCCCGGGAAAGCAAUGUAAGAGUAGGUGGAUAUGAAUAUUCCCCAGAACAAUCUGAAAUUCAUCCACUGGAUUUUAGAACGCUUUCAUUUUGUUAAAGGAGGAUUUUCUAAGUGUAGAAGAGAGCCUAAGCAGUAGGACAACAGGAUAUCAUUGAGGACUCAUCUUUGCAUCUGUGCCAUUAUAGCAUUUGUGGCUGCAUGGGGUAGCACCAUUGAGACCUCCAUUUUGAGGUAGUCAAUUCUCUUCACAAUUGGCUGUUCCCUCCUGAUGACCUGGUUGGACACGACUCCCAGCGGGGUCACCAGGAGGGAUCAACCAAUGAAGUUGGAAGUCCCACCCAGUUGUCUAUAUUAAAAUGGUGGAUGCCCUCUGGUGCUGCCCAUGCCAGUACAGCUUUUGGCCACUAGAGGCCUCGAUCAUUCUUUGGUUAAUAUCUGCUGUCACAACAUUGUCAUUAUCCCAAGACAACAUUCCAGCUUUAGAAUUAUUUUGGGUGUAUUUGCAGGGUUAAAAACAGUAUGUGCGUUUCCUAACCAAAAAUAAGCAAUCGGUUGGUACCCAUUGGAACAGUGCAUGCUUAAUACACUUCCAAGAGUAACUAUUUUUGCAUGAUUAGGAUGGUCCAGUCUGAAAUUCAGAUUUAAGAGUCUUAUUUCAACACUCUAAAUAUUAUUUCUAACAACCCAAACUUUAAUAAUCCAAAAUUGUCCUCUAUUAAUGUAAUAUUUAUUUCUAGACAUAAACAUGUUGAAUACAGUAAAUAACAUGAGCAUAACUGGCAUUGCUAUCAAAUCAAACUUUGUCAUGUGCGCCGAAUACAACAAGUGUAGACCUUACGGUGAAAUGCUUACUUACAUGACAUUACCAUUGAGAUUUAAUGGGCUCUAGUCUGAUCACUUUCUUGGGGUGCCUUAGUCUGCGUUGAGAUGGGCAGCCCUAUUCUGAUAUACAAAAAGAGCCGAUGUGAAAAGAUCUGUGAUUGGUCAGAAGACAGUUGUGGAAAAAAUAUCAGAAUUGGGCGUCCUGUCUAAACAGAGCAUCUGUCUGCUCAGUUCUUAUGGGAAUUGUUGUAGUUUGUAUAUUUCCUACAGUCAAAGCGUGUACGUUUUAUGCAUUUUAUUUUUUAAUAAACCAAAAUGUAUUUUGGUGAGAAUCCUAUUUGUAUUUAUCCUCUCUUGAGACAUCCGGACUUUUUCCCACAUCUAUACUUGACAAUACUUUUCAGAUGAUACUUAUUAAAACCUGAUGAUGGGUACUAAAUCAAGAAAAUUAAAGUAAUUGUCCAUUCGGCCAAUCAACAGGUCUGAUUUUGAAACCCGAUCUGUUUUUGCCUUGUGGGGGGCUGGAUAGAGAUGCCGUAGGUAGCAAACGCCGGCAGAGAGGAGCCAUUUCAGCCCUUCGGAAACUAGUGGCAUCAACCCAGUGAGUCCAUCGUGAAAGUGGGAUCAUCACCAUGGUGAAAAUCUUCAUUGGGAACUUGUCUCCAGACACCAUGGCAGAGGAGCUGCGCUCCCUCUUCUCCCAGUAUGGAAAGGUCUCCGAGUGUGACAUUGUCAAGAACUUUGGCUUUGUGCACAUGAAGGAUAAAGCUGAAGCGGAGGAGGCCAUCAAGAACCUCCACCACUAUGAGCUCAACGGGGAGCAGAUGAAUGUGGAGAUGAGCCGCGGCAGACCCAAAGCCACCACCAAGCUGCACGUGGGUAAUAUCAACAGCAGCUGCACCAACCAAGAGAUGCGGGCCAAGUUUGAGGAGUACGGCCCUGUGGUGGAGUGUGACAUAGUGAAGGACUACGCCUUUGUCCACUUGGAGCGUAUGGAGGAUGCCAUGGAGGCCAUCAGUGGGCUGGACAACACAGCCUUCCAAGGCAAACUGAUGAGCGUGAAGCUUUCGACUAGCCGCCUGCGUACUACGCCGGGAAUGGGAGAGAGGACAGGUUGUUAUCGGUGCGGUCAGGAAGGCCACUGGUCCAAAGAGUGCCCGCUCGACACUUCGGGCAACUACAGAGUGGGUGCCGAGCCAAGCUCUGACCCUAGGUUCGGCGCUGGCUGCGGUUAUCACCGGGGCUUGAAUGUCGGCGUUCCAGGUUACAGUGGCAGUGAUCCAGUUUACAGUGGAAGCUAUUCUCCCGUGCACGGCUUUGGCGGUGUGCCCGGGUAUGGCAGGGGCGCAGGCUAUGAAAGCACAUUGAGUUAUGGGCUUCCGCCGGGUUACGGAAUGAGCGCCGCCGAACAUAGCAUGGCACGGGUGUAUGUCAGUGAGGCAGCGUACGGAGGCAGCAGCUGGAGCCACGGCAUGGUCCCAUCCUACCCUGUGCGCCGGUCAUCGUAUGAGGACCGUGAUCCGUAUGGUGCCGUGGACUUCUACGAGAAGAAUCGGGCUCGCCCGUAUGGAGCCAGUUAUUUCGAAGAGCGCCGGUCUGUUCCUUUGCCCAGCCCACCGUUCCCUUCCUCCUUGGCCAUAAUGAGGGAGCGCCUGCCUCCCUCUAGCCCCGACCUAUACGAGCGCUGUCUUCUCCCUUCUCCACCAGCCCCCCUCUCCUCAUCCUACUCCCGCGACCGGAGCCCAUUCCGGCGAAUACCUACUGAUGCGUAUGAGCGCGCGCGCCUCUCCCCGGUGCCCUCCCUCCCCAGAAGAUCGGCUUACGACAUCCCGCGGGACCCCUACGCCGAGCGGGCGCGAUAUGCUUACUAACCUUUCUUCCUCCUGUCCAGGUAUCGCGACGGUCAACCGAGCACGAGAUUAUCUUUGUUUCGACUCACGAUGCAUUUCGGUUAUGGCCCGCAAUCGUGGGACUGUGAAAGUGCACACAUUUAGCUUCUCUGUUCGGUAUCUGUGUCGUGUGUCAACUGAUCGCUUAGUAACGUUUGUAUUUCCCCACUAAAAGCAGAAUGUACGUAUAGAAAUUUUUUUACAUUUUUUUUUUACAAAAAGAGGUUGAUUUGAAUGAGAGUCCUGCAGUUAUACGAAAAGUAGCACCAGUUGAAUCAUCCAAUGCAGUUGACUCCAGGUAGCAGUUGUAUGCAUUAUUGUGAUGAAUGCAAUCAUUUGCUAAUUAUGCUCUAAUUCAUUUUAAAACAAUCGAAAUACAUGUGUAUUAUUUACACAUCCAUUCACAAUACCUAUCUAAUUCUACUAUACACCUGAGGUAGGGGCCGCAAUGGACAAAUGACCAAAUCCCGCUUUUUGGCUGAAUUGUACCUGUAUCAAAAAAUCAUUCACUUCAAAUGUUACAGUAUUAUUCAAAUUGUAUGCGAAUGAAAUAUUACACUUUGAAUAGAUUCUUAGUUUUGGAGCCUUUUUUUACCCCCCUUUUUCUCUCCAAUUUCUUGGUAUCCAAUUGUUAGUAACUACUAUAAUGUCUCAUCGUAACAACUCCCGUUCGGGCUCAGGAGAGACGAAGGUCGAAAGCCAUGCGUCCUCCGAAACCCAACCAAGCCGCACUGCUUCUUAACACAGCGCCAUCCAGUCCGGAAGUCAGCCGCACCAAUGUGUCGGAGGAAACAC